Messenger RNA from Tuber melanosporum (Perigord truffle), 3119 nucleotides. RefSeq lists its product as uncharacterized. Gene Ontology annotation, molecular function: ATP binding; ATP hydrolysis activity; ATP-dependent DNA damage sensor activity. The coding region runs from base 166 to 2886 and encodes 906 amino acids. Gene Ontology annotation, biological process: mismatch repair. The record is from RefSeq and is a predicted model, not a curated record. Lineage: Eukaryota; Fungi; Ascomycota; Pezizomycetes; Pezizales; Tuberaceae. The transcript has 6 exons. Gene Ontology annotation, cellular component: mismatch repair complex.
GAAUCAUCCCCCACGCACAGCCCCACAUCUACGGGGGGUUAGCUAAAUUACCAAAGUACCGGUACGGUACUACAAUAGUAAGAAUUUCCUCCGCUACAUUGCAUUACUAUAGGUAUCGCGUCGUCUUGCACCACUGUUCCUGCAAGCCCAUCUUCACCACCAAAGAUGUCAACCACAGCCCCACCCAUCAGGCUCCUGCCCGAGUCUGUUAGCGCGCGAAUACGCAGCACCUUAACAAUAACGAAUAUAUCCGACGUGAUAUCAGAGCUACUCCAGAACGCAAUCGACGCGGGAGCUCGCAAUGUGGCAAUUGCUGUGAAUCUAGGCAGGAAUAGCUGUGUGCUCGAGGAUGACGGUCAUGGGGUAACUCCAGAGGGCAUGCUCCUUGUCGGACGGGAACAUGCUACCUCUAAAUACCCGCCCGCUGGAGACUUUGGUUUCCGGGGACAGGCUUUGUCGGCUAUUUGUAGGCACUCCCUAACUACGAUUACCUCCCGAGCGGACGCGAGCGGACGGACGGUUAUGCGGAGGGUGUCGUACGGUCGCGAGUUGUUUACCGGGGCAGCGCCGGAGCACCUGGAGCUCAGGAGGUCGGGUACGGUGGUUAGGGUUGAGGGGUUGUGGGGGGACAUGCCGGUACGGGUUAAAGUUAGAGAGGGCGUGGAUGUGGACAAGGAAUGGGACGAUACGAAGCGGGGGAUCGUGAUGGUGCUCCUGAGCCGCGGGGGCGUGGGUGUUGUUGUCAAGGAUGAGAACGGGGAGGUGAAGGUUAGGGUUAGGGUCGUUGUGGGGUCCGGAUGGGAGGUUAAGGUGUUGAAGCAGGUAUAUGCUGUUGGUAUAGAUGGGUGGGAGAAGGUGGUAGCGAGGAUGGGAGGAAUCGGAAUAGAGGGCCGGAUUUGCACGCGGGGUAGUGCGAGCAAAGGGUUUCAAUACUUCACCGAAGACAUUAAUGGGUACCCUGUGCCUAUGGGGACGACCUUGCUGCAUGAGGAGAUCAAUCGGUUAUUUGCUGCUUCCUCUUUUGGCGUGGUAGAGGAGGACGAUGGAACAAAAAGGCUGAGGGGUAAUCCGAAGAAGGGUGCCGAUAGGUGGGCCAUGUUUGUACUGCGUGUCGAAUGUCAGCGACGAGAAGUGGAUGUCAUAGGUGGUGAAGGUGGGACAAAAGGGAAAGCCGGGCUGGAGGGUGAUAAUCUUAGUGCCACAAUCGGGCUUCUGCAAAGGCUCAUUCAUGAAUUCCUGAGAACUCAUUAUUUCCGCUCCACCCUAGCGACGGCUACGAAGCCCCAAAGGGGCGAAGGGACCACAAUUCGUGCAUCCCCCCAAUCGGCAUUAGAUCUUCUGGGCGAGUCCCGGCCAAGAACACCACUGGGUGUCCUCCGCAGAAAUACCAAUACAGCAUCGUCUCAAACAAAAGACACCGGAAAAUUGACAAAAAGUAGAGACCUCGGAGUAUUGGCAAGCUGGAGCAGAGUCAAAUCCGCCCGAGCCGAUCCAAGGGAAGAAGAAGGCAGACAGGGUCCGGGAUUUUCAAAAGCGCUUACCUUCUCACCCGCACCCCUCCCUGCUGGAUCUCGCCUGACACCAGAAAAAGGGAGAGGAGGGGACUCCGUGGAUGAUUCCGAGGCCCCCUCUGAUACGUGUUUUGAGUGGAGAGAUCCUGUAUCGCAGAAGACCUAUACUGUCAACUCCCGAACUGGUAAUACUAUGACGGCCAAGGGUCCUACGUCCGGUAGGUCUAUAGUUAGAGUAGGGGUGAAGAGGCCUUCGUCUAGAGAUUCCUUUCUAGGGCGAAGGCUCGGUGAUGACGGUAAUAUUAGUAAGAGGGCGUGUACAGAACCGCUAUCAGAGCCCAAGGAGCCACCAGGGCCGUUUAUAGAGAGUCUUCUCAGGACCUGGGAGAACCCAGUCUUCAAACCAACAGAUGCUCCAAUCCCCCAGAUCACUCUUCAUACCUCCGAAUUUGUGCCUGGAUGUGCCCACCCAACGACCAACUCACCGUUAUUUCUUUCCACUUGGACGUUAGGAAAACUGACCAAAACGGGUCUCCGAAAUGCGGAAGUCAUCUCACAAGUAGACAAGAAGUACAUAUUGAUAAAAAUGGCUGGAAUAACUACCUCCUCAUCACCAGAUCCGUCCGGUCUAUUGGUAAUGGUAGACCAGCACGCCGCGGACGAGCGUGUUCGCGUGGAAGCAUUAUUUGCGGAACUAUGCUCCCUAGAAGAGAGCCCCCAGGGAGACCAAACACGGGCACAGAGUGGGAACCUGACAUACAAAAUCUCGCACAGAGAAGCAGAACUAUUCACCCGCCACCGCGCUUCAUUCUCUGAAUGGAAGAUACACUACACCAUCGCAACCAACGGAGGGAAAGAAAAAGAAGGCGCAAAGGAAAACACAUUAACAAUCACCUCCCUCCCGAGAAUGGUCUCCGACCGCUGCGCCUCCGAACCAUCACUCAUGAUAGACAUCCUCCGCCGGCAUAUCCCCGUUCUUGAAGAUACUACCGCUAUGGCACAUGUUGGCUCGGCGUCGACCGCCUCAUCUUUAGACCCUCAUGCACCAUUACUCUCCCGUUGUCCAACCGCCCUAGUAGACAUGAUCAACUCCCGCGCUUGCCGCAGCGCAAUCAUGUUCAACGACCCCCUAGAGCUUGACGAGUGUCGUUUGCUGAUUGGCAAACUAGCGGAGUGCAAGUUUCCGUUUCAGUGCGCGCAUGGGAGACCUUCGAUGAUCCCGUUACUGGACCUUGGUGGCGUUGGGACCGAGAGCGGGGUUGGGAAGGUCGUGACAUUUGAAGAGGGAGUGAAAGGGAAGGGUGGCGGGUUCAGGAAGGAUUUUGGAAGGUGGGUGGAGAGGGAGAAGGAGAGGGUGCAGAGGAGAGAUGAUUAGUUGUAAGUAACUUAGUAUUGGGGAGAGGGUUCUGGCAUUAUUGGCCUUUUAGCUUUCUCCCCCGCUUUAUGGGCUGUAUCAUGAGAUUUGGUUCCAGCUGGCGUUUAUUGGUGGGUGUUGUUUGUUAUUCUUUGCGCGGAUGUGGGAUUGUGUAUUAUAUAGAUGGUUAUCUACCCUGCAGAGGCACCAGAUAGACUUUGGUUUUCUUCGUGAAGGGAAGUCGUGUUAUCAUA